AUGGUGGCCUUUUGGCCCUGGAAGGGCGAAUCCGCCGACUUCGAAAAGACCCUGUCCACGCUCUCUAGCAAGAUCGCCGACACACAGGCCUCCCUCGACAAGGUCCGAUCCAACUCCCGCCGCGCCCGUGUUCUUUGGACCCUCUACCUUUCCUUUGCCUACCUCGUUUACACCAUCGUCCUGCUGCUCGUUGUCGGAUACAAGAACCUCGGCGCAUACGAAUGGACCGGCCUGUGCAGCGGACCGUUGCUCAUCUACACUACUCGCACGACCCUCGCCGCUUACUACAACUUUCGCAUCGAGAGCCUCAGCGCUCGUCUCAAGGAUCACCAGCAGGAGCGCGCAAAGACUAUUCAGAAGCUCAAGGAUGCCACCAAGUAUGACUCCACCAUGGAGCUGAUCGAGAAGUACGGCGGCGACGGACCGACAAAGGGCAAGAAGAAGAAGGGCGGCGCCGAAGACAACUCCGAAGAUAAGAUGGACGGCAAGAAUCAUCCCGGUGGCAGUCCUGCUCAGGGUGUCCCGGGCCGCACUCGCAUGCCGCCUCCUCCUACGGCCAAUAUUCAGCGCCGAGAGGGUCCCCCCGCCGGUAGCCCCAUGCCCGCCCCGAACCCCUUGGAGCCCGGUGCCGAGUUUGCGCCUAAUGCCGAGUUCUCUGGCCCUCCUCCGGCUUUCUUCCCCGGCACGCCCAAUCCCCCACCGAGCACGUACUCCUCCUAUUCGACCUCCGAAACGCACUGGUACGACCGCAUCUUUGACGUCCUCCUCGGUGAAGACGAGACGGCCCCCAAGAACCGCAUCGUCCUAAUCUGCCAGUCCUGCUGCCUCGUCAACGGCCAAGCCCCUCCCGGAACAAAGACCCUCGCUGAGAUGGGCUCCUGGAGGUGCAUGUCGUGCGGAGCGCUCAACGGAGAGAUGGACGAGGGCCAGCGUAUCGUGAACGAGGUGCUCGAUGCGGCCAGGGAUGCUGCCGCUGAAGAGGAAACCACCUCUAGCGACGAUAUCGUCGAUGUGACGGUUGACGAUGUGAAGAAGGAGAGUGAAGACGAUGGACCCGCCGCGGGAGUUAGAAAGCGAAGGGGCAAGGGCAAGAAGUAA
Molecule: messenger RNA, 1098 nt
Organism: Fusarium keratoplasticum
Lineage: Eukaryota; Fungi; Ascomycota; Sordariomycetes; Hypocreales; Nectriaceae
Product: Endoplasmic reticulum junction formation protein lunapark
Exons: 3
Coding region: 1-1098 (365 amino acids)
Biological process (GO): endoplasmic reticulum tubular network organization
Cellular component (GO): endoplasmic reticulum tubular network
Source: RefSeq, a predicted model, not a curated record